AUGGAACCAAUUGUAUGGGACAAGGUUCCCAAAGAAAUCAUAUACGAAAUCUUGCUAAGGUUACCCGUCAAAUCUCUACUUGGGUGCACGGCAGUGUGCAAGUCAUGGAGUUGUAUGAUCAAAAGCCCUACCUUCAUCCACACCCAUCUGAUCAACCGAUUAAUCGAAUCCAACCGUCGAAACAACGACGGCGUUCAACUCCUCCUUCACAAUCCUGAAUUUGAGCUUUACUCAUUGUACAGGGAUGACGACGACCCACGUGCAUCAUCAUCUACGCUUAGGGAGUAUACCCAUCUUGACAAUCCAUACGAAGUUUACCGCAGCAGAAACCAUAUCCGGGGAUCCGAGUUUUUCGGAACUUGUAACGGGCUCGUGUGCCUUGCUGCGGAAGACAUUGAAUUGACCACAUUAGUUUGGAACCCUAGCAUCAGAAAGUUUGUGGUUUUGCCCAAGUCCGAUGUUACCUUUUGUCAUGGAUAUGGUCGAGAAGCAAGAUGCGCCUUUGGCUACGACAGGCGUGCCAAUGACUAUAAGGUCUUACGAAGAGUGUCUUGUUUUCAAGAAGGCAAAUUUAUCUCAUGUCCAUAUGAGAUUUGGUCGUUAGCCAAGGGCUCUUGGAAGACUCUCAAUACUGGUAAUGAUCGUCAUCAUCAUGAACGUGACAUCGAACAACGGGACUUUGAUGCUGGUCAUCCGCCUGCUUUUGUCAAUGGUGCUCUGCAUUGGGUUCAAGUCAACGUGAACACCGGGAAUAUUUCCGUUGGGUCGUUUGAUAUGUCCGAUGAAGUAUUCGGCAAGAUAACCAUACCACCAGAAGCUGAAACACAAAAAUGUUUCGAUUCUGAUCCACAUUGCGUGGUGUCGAGGUACAGAGAGUCCCUUGCAUUUUUUGAAAGCUCUGAGGAGAGGAGAGAAAGUGUUGGUUGUGGUUGGCUUCUUCACAUGACCAUGUGGGUGAUGAAAGAGUAG
This is a messenger RNA of Prunus armeniaca (apricot), 969 nucleotides long. The record is from the annotation of a GenBank genome assembly. NCBI's taxonomy places the organism in Eukaryota, Viridiplantae, Streptophyta, Magnoliopsida, Rosales, Rosaceae.